GGCUCUGCUGCUCUCUUCUUCAGAAUCCUCAGACUUUCAAGUCUUUUGGUUAGUUGAGAGCAACCGGCGCCGCUCUCUCCGCCCCACUUUCUCUCUCAGUCUCUCUCUCUCUCUCUACUUACAGGCCCGGCUCACGUACCUCCUUGCCCUUAGUUUUCGCUUUGCCCGGACGUUGAACUAUCACUACUCUGCUCUGAAUACUUCUCGAACAUGGCAUCUCUGUAAAAGCUUAUUCUUUUUUGGGUCUUUACAAAGUUUUAGACACAGCUUUGAUGAAAAUAGGAGGGAAAAGAAGGUUCUCAAGUAAAUGUGAUACAGAUAGCAAAGCGGGUGAAGGUGUUCGAGCUUUGUAGACUGUUGACCCAAGAUUCAUGGUGCGGCCUUCAGCAGACUACACCAGCUAAGCUAGCGUGCACCUUCUCCCGAACAUUUCUUGCAGGUUGCUCUGCUUUUGCCUAAAGAUUAAGGUUACAAAGCUUCCAUGGACAAUGACUUGUAUAGAGAGCUGCAAGUGCCAUGUGGGCUUCUGACUGGCAUUAAUUUUGAUAUUCUAAAUGAGAUAGAUACGGAAAAGUUAUCAGUCAUGGCAAUUGAUGCAGUCAGUGAGGUUACUCACCCUAAGUUGGGAAUACCAAAUCCAUCUUCCCAGUGCUCCACAUGUGGUGCCAAAGAUACAAAAAACUGCGAAGGUCACUUUGGAGUUAUCAGAUUUCCUUUCACAAUACUCCAUCCAUAUUUCUUGUCAGAGGUUGCACAUAUCUUAAACAAAAUUUGCCCAGGAUGUAAAUCCAUUCGGCAUGAUCGGAAGGGUGGUGAUUCAAAAUCUAGGCAUCAAUCUAAGGGCUGCAAAUAUUGUGUUGGAUCUUCAGUUGAUUGGUAUCCAACGAUGAAAUUUAGAGUUUCGUCUAAAGAUUUGUUUAGAAGGACUGCAAUUACAGCGGAGGUAAGUGAAAAGUUGCCAAAGAAGUUUCGCAAUAAGAAUCUCAGGGGUGUGCUGCCUGCUGACUAUUGGGAUUUUAUUCCAAAAGAUCCACAGCAACAAGAAAGUUCUUUGAAAUCAAACAAAAGAGUUUUAUCACAUGCUCAGGUUCAUUAUUUGCUGAAAGAUGUUGAUCCAAAGUUCAUUACAGAGUUUGUUUCAAGGAGAGACUCACUUUUUCUAAACUGUUCCCUUGUAACACCCAAUAGUCAUCGUGUGUCUGAGAUAACACAUGCAUUGUCUAAUGGGCAGCGAUUGGUCUUUGAUGAUCGCACCAGAGCUUACAGAAAGCUGGUUGAUUUUAGAGGGGCCGCUAAUGAGUUGGGUUCCCGAGUUUUGGAAACCCUAAAAAUUUCCAAGUUAAGCUCUGACAAGUCAUCAAGUAAAGAAUCUGCUACAAAUGUGUCUGGUUCAAAAUGGUUCAAAGAAGUUGUUCUUGGGAAGCGAACUGAUCAUUCGUUCCGCAUGGUUGUAGUUGGUGAUCCAAAGAUCAAGCUUGGUGAAAUUGGCAUACCCUGUUGUAUUGCAGAGAGGUUGCAAAUUUCUGAGCAUCUGAACUCAUGGAACUGGGAAAAGUUAAGUGAUUGCUGUAAUCUUCGUUUUCUUGAGAAGGGUGAGAUUUAUGUUCGCAGACAAGGUCGUCUGGUUCGCAUGCGUUGUAUGGAUAAAUUCCAGACAGGAGACACUAUAUAUAGACCUCUAAGCGAUGGAGAUGUUGUAUUGAUAAACAGGCCUCCAUCUAUUCAUCAACAUUCACUUAUUGCUUUAUCUGUUAAGAUCCUUCCAGUAAACUCGGUUGUUUCACUGAACCCCCUCUGUUGUCCCCCUUUACGUGGAGAUUUUGAUGGUGAUUGCCUUCAUGGUUAUAUUCCCCAAUCAUUUGAUUCCAGAGUUGAGCUUGGUGAACUUGUUGCUCUGAACAGGCAGUUAAUUAAUGGGCAGAGUGGUAGAAACUUGCUUUCACUUACUCAAGACAGUUUAACUGCUGCUCAUUUGGUGUUGGAAAAUGGGGUUCUCUUGAAUGUAUUCCACAUGCAGCAACUAGCAAUGUUUUGCCCACGCCAAUUACAAUUACCGGCCAUUGUUAAGGCACCUGCAACGAGUGGUUAUUUUUGGACUGGCAAGCAAUUAUUCAGCAUGCUCCUGCCUCCAGGUUUUGAUUAUUCUUUUCCAUCAAAUGAUGUUUAUAUUGGUGAAGGGGAGCUUUUAACUGCUUCUGAUGGAUCUGCAUGGUUACGUGACACUGUUGGUAGCAUCUUUUAUAGUCUUGUGAAACAUUGCAAAGAUGAAGCUCUUGACUUACUGCAUGCUGCCCAGAAUGUUCUCUGCGAGUGGUUGUCAAUGAGGGGCUUGAGUGUAUCAUUGUCCGACCUUUACCUUUCUUCUGAUUCGGACUCUCGACAAAAUAUGAUUGAUGAAGUCUGUUGUGGUUUGCAAGAAGCAGAUUGGGCAUGCAAUAUUAGACAGUUGAUGGUGGAUUCUUGUCUGGAUUUUCUCGUCGAUGCUGGUGAAGAGAAUCAAAAAGCAAUGCUUCUUGAUGUGGAGCGCUUGUGUCAUGAAAGGCAGAAGUCAGCUGCACUCAGUCAAGCUUCUGUUUGUGCUUUCAAACAAGUGUUUCGGGAUAUCCAGAGCCUCGUUUACCAAUAUGCAAGCAGGGAUAAUUCUUUAUUGGUCAUGCUUAAAUCUGGAAGCAAGGGUAAUUUGCUGAAAUUAGUUCAGCAUAGCAUGUGUGUUGGUCUGCAACAUUCUUUGGUUCCAUUAUCCUUCAGAAUGCCCCACCAUCUCUCUUGUGGAACAUGGAAUAAUCUGAAGGUACCUGCUGUAAGUGACAAGGUGCAUGAUACAGCUGAAUGUGCCCAGUCCUUCAUCCCAUAUGCUGUUGUUGAAAAUUCAUUUCUUACAGGAUUGAAUCCUCUGGAGUGUUUUGUUCAUUCAUUGACAUGUCGAGAUAGUUCUUUCAGUGACAAUGCUGAUGUUCCUGGGACACUGAGCAGGAGGCUUAUGUUUUUUAUGCGUGAUUUACAUGUUGCAUAUGAUGGAACAGUGAGAAAUGCUUAUGGGAAUCAACUUGUCCAGUUUUCUUAUGAUAUUUUAAGGGAUGCAUCUACUCCAAGCAGUAAUGGUAUUGAUGAAGCUUAUGUUGGGAGUGCUCAGGCUUGUGAUUCCAUGGCUGGCCAACCUGUUGGUUCCUUGUCUGCUUGUGCUAUAUCUGAAGCUGCAUAUAGUGCUUUGGAUCAGCCAAUUAGCACACUUGAAAUAUCACCAUUGCUAAACCUAAAGAAUGUUCUUGAGUGCGGUUUGAGAAAAUUUUCUGCUAAUCAAACAGCAUCCCUGUUUUUGUCCAAGAAACUUGGAAGAUGGAUAUAUGGUUUUGAGUAUGGAGCAUUGGAAGUAAAAAAUCAUUUGGAGAAACUACUCUUUUCAGACAUUGUUUCAACUGUAAUGAUAGUAUUCUCCCCUCAGACUUGUGACCGGACAAAUUUCAGUCCUUGGGUUUGCCAUUUUCAUGUGUGCAAGGAAAUUGUGAAGAGGAGAAGGCUAAAAGUUCACUCUAUUAUUGAUGCCCUUCAUAUGAAGUGUAGUUCCACCAGAGUAGAGUCUAAACUUAUUCUUCCUAACAUGCAGAUAACAAGCAAGGGCUGUUCUGAAGCUGAGACAGAUGGGGAAAAUGAUGGUACCUUUUGCAUUACCAUCGCAAUGGUUGAAAAUUCUUCCAAGAGUUACUGCAUACAGUUGGAAACUGUUAGAGACUUGUUGAUACCAGUACUUCUUGGGACAGUUGUAAAAGGUUUUGCGGAGAUCAAGAAGGUGGAAAUCUUAUGGAAUGACAGGCCACAAGUGCCAAAAUCUAAUAAAAGUUCUCUUGGUGAACUCUAUCUGCGGGUUUACAUGUCUGAGAACUGUGGUAGAUUGAAAUUAUGGAAUGUCCUUUUGAAUAAUUGUCUUAAAAUAGCGGAUAUGAUAGAUUGGGAGCGAAGUCAUCCUGAUGAUAUUCAUGGAGUCUUUUCCACAUAUGGAAUAGAUGCCGCAUGGAAAUGUUUUCUCACUAAUUUGAAGUCUGCGAUAUCUGAUGUCGGAAAAACUAUACUUCCUGAGCAUUUGCUUCUUGUUGCAAACUGUCUAUCGGCUUCAGGAGAGUUUGUUGGCUUAAAUUCGAAAGGGUUGGCACGGCAAAGAGAAGAAACAUGUGGCACUUCACCCUUUGUGCAAGCAUGCUUUUCUAGUCCUGGUGCUACCUUUAUCAAAGCUGCUAAGCUUGGACGAGUUGAUAACCUCCAGGGGAGCCUGGAUGCGUUGGCAUGGGGAAAGAUUCCUUCUACAGGCACUGGAGGACAAUUUGAUAUUUUGUAUUCUGGAAAGGGGCAUGAAAUUGCUAAACCAGAAGAUAUCUAUGACCUGUUAGGUAGACAAAUCAGUUCUGAGGAACAGAAUCUAAAGAACAAAGUACCUCAUGCUAACAACCAUAUCCUUGACAAAUGUGGCGUUCAGCCUAUGUUCAAGUAUGGUGGUUCAGUCUUAAAAGGACGUAAAAGUUUGGAGAAGAUAUCGAAAUCAGUGUUAAGAAGUUUUAUCUCACUGAAUGAUAUUCAGAGGCUGUCUCAUACAUUGAAGGGUAUAUUACACAAGUAUCCCAUCAAUCACAGCUUAAGUGAAAUGGAUAAGUCUACCUUAAUGAUGGCUUUAUAUUUUCAUCCUCAAAGAGAUGACAAAAUAGGAAUCGGAGCCCAGGACGUAAAGAUUGGAUACCACUCUGAGCAUCAAAAUGCCCGCUGCUUCUUAUUGGUAAGAACAGAUGGAACAGUUGAAGAUUUCUCAUACCACAAGUGCGUCCUUGGUGCUUUGGAGAUUAUUGCGCCUAGGAGGGCAAAAGGCUAUCAGUCAAAAUGCUUAAAAUUUGGUACGGUGUAGUAGAACUCAUGCAUGUACAUAUUGAGACUUUCAAGUGUGUACGGUGACUACCUCAUGGCACCAAUAGUGCCAUUUUUUGGACAUCUACAUAGCAGUGUAGAUUUACAAGUGAGACUGUGAAUUACCAAAGUUCAUUUUUGCUUGAAGUUUAGGGGAGCUCGAUCCGGGGCAGAUCCAACGUUGGUGGGAUUGGUGAACAGAUGAGCUGUAGCUAUUCCGAAGAAUUUUGCUGAUCUCUGAAAGUGGCUGUAGAUUUUUGUGGAGUGAUGGUUGUUAAAGUGUUACAUUUAUUUUUUGAAGCUGUACAUUAUCCACAGAAGCCAAGUUGUGCUCAGAAAGAAGGGGUCUACCUAAACAAUAAGAUGCAUUUUCUUUUUCUGGUAAACAAAGAUUCUGUAACUCUUUAAAAAUCUUUUGAAUCUAGUGUAGUCCAAUCCCCAUGCUUCUUUUUGCUGCUUCUACUAGAACUUGUUUGCCUUGUCAAAAUAGGCCAAGAAGCUCUAGUGGAAGCAGCAAAGAUAAGCUUGGAAGGGGCAAUUUCUUCUUCUCGAUGUUGUAUCAUUUAAUUUAAAUAUAAAAAAAUCUAGCAGUGGAAAAUUUCAUUUUCCAUACUGUGCCAAACUGAAAUGGCAACUUAUGCAAGGUUCAACCAUGCAAAUUUUGAUAUUAGUUCACUGCCACAUUUUACUUCAUCCUUAUUUUGAUAUGUUAACAAUAAUCCUUGUAAAGGCAUUUCUUUUU
Molecule: messenger RNA, 5629 nt
Organism: Malania oleifera
Lineage: Eukaryota; Viridiplantae; Streptophyta; Magnoliopsida; Santalales; Ximeniaceae
Product: DNA-directed RNA polymerase IV subunit 1
Exons: 21
Coding region: 482-4888 (1468 amino acids)
Biological process (GO): DNA-templated transcription
Cellular component (GO): RNA polymerase II, core complex
Molecular function (GO): DNA binding
Source: RefSeq, a predicted model, not a curated record